Messenger RNA from Kazachstania africana CBS 2517, 1080 nucleotides. It is a transcript of the gene MRP13, whose product is annotated as mitochondrial 37S ribosomal protein mS44 MRP13. The transcript has a single exon. The coding region runs from base 1 to 1080 and encodes 359 amino acids. NCBI's taxonomy places the organism in Eukaryota, Fungi, Ascomycota, Saccharomycetes, Saccharomycetales, Saccharomycetaceae. The record is from RefSeq and is a predicted model, not a curated record.
AUGUAUAGGCCUUCUUCAAAAUUGUCUUCGUCGGUGACCAUUUUUAAGAGAUUCAAUACCACAACAACUCCUCCUCCUCCUCCUCCUCCUCCUCCUCCUCUUAGAAAACCAAUUGACGAAUACUUCACCUACUUCAAUACAAAGGCGACAUUAAGACCAUUGAUUUAUCGUCCCAAGAAUGCAAACACACUAUUAACCAUGGACCUAAAGGAUCCGAUGACUAAAGAGCCUAUAAAGCCUCGAAGCCCCAUAAAACCCAUUCAAAAAACCGUCUUAACAGAAUAUAUAAAGACUAUUCCUUAUGGCUCGAAUGAGUUUUACGAUUGGUUCAAGAAAUGGACGAGUGUAACACCAAGAAAACGUGAAAUUUGGCACUUUUUCAAUUCUGCUCAUUUCCAAACGAUGAUAUUUCAAUCUUUUUUCAAAAUUGGUGAUUUUAGUAGAUUGACUGGUUAUCUUUAUUCUAAGAGGGCCAAAUUUAUGAAAAGUAAACAUUACAAGUUAUAUGAUAUGGAACACUUCUUUAAUUCGAUUAUUGCAUGCAAUUUACAUAGAUCAAAAUUUUUCGAAUUCGAUAAUCCAAAAACUUCUUUAAAAAAACUGAAAAACGUUUGGGCUAAUGUCACUUUUAGAAAUAACACUAAUGGACUAUCUAACUUGUUAGUAGAAUGUCUGGGAAGAAGGUUAGGCUUUGAUCCCUCUGGUCAAUUGAAAGGUUUUGAAAACGUUAAAGUCAAAUUACCUACAAUUAGUGAAUUGUCAGAACAGAACGAUGAAAGCAUAAAAAAAUUCCAUGAAGAUAAUGAAAAUACGUAUAUUAUAACGAGAACAAUAGCCCAAUUCAGUGACGCAAGUGAUAUCAACCCGGAAGUACAAAAAUUCAACGAAGAAUAUCAAACAUUGAACAAGAAAUUUUUGAAACAAGAUAUCUACGAUGAAUAUAUGCAUACCAUGGAGGAUACAUGGUCAAAGAAAUUGAAACUAAAUAGUGUGUUGAAUGAGCAAGAAGAGGAUGAAAUAAAGGAAAAUUCCAGUGAAUUGAAAGAGGAUGGCAGUGAAGAGCAACAAAAAUCUAAUUAA